AUGGCCUUACAGCAAACUACCGAGUCUGUUAGCGACUUGAACGCCAAGUUCUUGGAGAUGCUAUCUUUUUGUCCCUCAUUUGCUGGGAACGAGGCCUGGUUGGUCAGCCAAUACACUACCAUUCUACGUACCGAGAUUCGAGAAUUCGUUAGCAUGCAGGAGUUCCCGACUUUAUCCGCGAUCAUGGAUGCAGCGAGGAGGAGGGAAAUCGAGUUGCAGACCCAGACCAAGAGGAAGGCCAGUGACACCUCCUCCAAGACAUCCGGAGAUGCCCAGAAAAAGCAAAAGCAGGGUGGUAAGUCAAGGUAUGAGUACAGGCCGUCUUCAAGUCAGGGCGAGAAAAAUCCGUUGAUAUGCUACAACUGUAAAAAGCCAGGGCAUCAUUGGAAGAAUUGUAGGGCUCCCCCUGUGAGUGCAGGUCCUCAGAUUACUUCUGCUGCUCCCGUCUACUAUCACUGCAACGAGACGGGACACAAGAAGCCCGAAUGUCCAAAGUUGAAGGCUGGUAAAGGAAGCGGGGGUACAAAUCCUGCAAUUGCAUCGUCUUCUAAGGGACCCACUAUGGUGACACGAGGUCGUGCUCACCAGAUGACUGCGGAUGAGCCGGUGAUUACCGCGACAGUGGCAGGCACUUAUUUGCUAGAUUCCGAGCCUGCUGUUGUUAUGUUUGAUAGCGGUGCUACCCAUUCUUUUGUAUCUCGCACGUUUAUUAAUCGUCUGGGGUGUAGUAUCGGAAAAUUAGCACGCCCAAUGGUUGUCGAAGUUGCCGACAACCGCACUAUUUAUGUCACCGAUGUCUAUCGGGGUUGCACUCUCGAGUUUUCUGGAGUUGAAUUCCCUAUUGAUCUUAUCCCUAUUGCGAUGCGAGAGCUCUGCGUUAUCGUAGGGAAAUCAUGGGAGAUCCCAUUAGAUUAUGGUGAAGAAUAUUCUUACGUAACGACGUAUAUCGAAGGACAUGUUCCUAGUUCUUGGCAUCAGUGA
Messenger RNA from Lactuca sativa (garden lettuce), 981 nucleotides. Lineage: Eukaryota; Viridiplantae; Streptophyta; Magnoliopsida; Asterales; Asteraceae. The record is from RefSeq and is a predicted model, not a curated record.